Coccomyxa subellipsoidea C-169 is the source of this 1527-nucleotide messenger RNA. Its product is annotated as DEAD-domain-containing protein. Gene Ontology annotation, molecular function: RNA helicase activity; nucleic acid binding; ATP binding. The transcript has 10 exons. Lineage: Eukaryota; Viridiplantae; Chlorophyta; Trebouxiophyceae; Coccomyxaceae. The coding region runs from base 1 to 1527 and encodes 508 amino acids. The record is from RefSeq and is a predicted model, not a curated record.
AUGAGCCAAGACGGCUUGGAAGACACGACAGGGAUCACCCUGUUCGCGAAGCAGACGAAAAAGCGGCGCAGAAAGGAGAAAGAAACAGGCGACGCUGCCCAAAAGCCACCUCCUGAAACAGAAAACGACAGCAAAAGUGUCGAGCAGAACACCGCUGCCCUUGGUGCAGAGACAGCCGCAAAUGAUGAGGCUACUGAGAGGCAGGAGCCAGCGAGCACCAGCGGCCAGGAGGCCCCUGUGACCUUCAGGAGCCUGGGUAUCUCAGAGUGGCUUGACAGGGUCUGCAAAUCGCUGGGAAUGGUGCGGCCGACGCAGGUGCAGCGCGGCUGCAUCCCGGCCAUCCUCGGCGGCCGGGACGUUCUUGGAACGGCGCACACCGGCAGCGGAAAAACCGCCGCUUUUGCGCUGCCCAUAUUACAGCGACUCGCGCGAGAACCUUAUGGCAUCUUCGCCCUUGUGCUCACGCCAACCAGGGAGUUGGCGAUGCAGCUGGCGGACCAGUUCAGGGCACUCGGCUCCGGCAUGUCCCUCACGGAUGCGGUGGUGAUUGGUGGGCUGGACAUGCAGAGCCAGGCGAAGGCUCUGGCGCAGCGGCCGCACAUCAUUGUCGCCACCCCUGGACGGCUGAGGGAUCUGCUGAGCGCGCAUGCUGACCUGGCGGAGGGCUUCAAUCGCGUGGCGUUCCUGGUCCUGGACGAGGCGGACCGCCUGCUCGAACCCACCUUCGAAUCCGAGCUGCGAGUCAUCGCGAGUCACCUGCCAGCUCAGCGCCAGACGCUGCUUUUCUCCGCCACCCUCACCCGGAGCCUCGCCACCCUGCAGGCAUCAGCCCUGCGCGACGCCUUUUUGUUCCAGGCAGAUGCAUAUGAGGGGCUGGAAACAGCAGUGAACCUGCGAGAGGACUACCUCUUCAUCCCUGCCAAGGUGCGGGAGCUGUACCUGGUGCACGUGCUGGAGUCCUUGGAGGAGUUCUCUAUCCGCAGCGCGAUAGUUUUCUGCUCUACCUGCCGCGGCUGCCAUCUGCUUUCUCUGCUGCUGGCAGAGCUGGGCGUCGCCUCUGUAGCGCUGCAUUCUCACCUCACGCAAGGGCGCCGCUUGGCUGCAUUACAUAGGUUCAAGUCGGGGGGCGUGCCCAUUCUGCUGGCGACGGACGUGGCGAGCCGGGGCCUGGACAUUCCCACAGUGGACCUCGUUGUGAAUUAUGAGCUGCCCUCUCUGCCGCGCGAUUACGUGCACCGCGUCGGCCGAACCGCGCGCGCCGGCCGCGGCGGCUGGGCGCUAAGCCUCGUCACGCAGUAUGACGUGGAGUUGGUGCAGCACAUAGAGAGCUUGAUCGGGCACCAGCUGCGAGAGUUCACUCUGGACGAGGCCCAGGUGCUCAAGGGGAUCACAAGGGUGUAUUCGGCAAAGCGCUCGGUGGCAGUGAAAGCUCUGGAGGAUGAGUCACGCGAUGACAAACACCGCCAGCUCAUCAGGCGCAAGAGCGGUCCCAAGAAAGCCAAGAAAGUGAAGGGAGGCACUGAUUAG